AACAUGGAUGUAAACAAAUUUGUGCCCAACAUUUUUGAGAAAUAAGCUUUUUGUGAGUAUGGAACAUUUUUGGGACCUUUUACUUCAGCUCUUGAAGCAUGGGACCAACACUUUACAUGUUGCGUUUAGAUUUUUGUUCAGAAUACAUGACGUGUCCAUAAUAAAAUGCCCAGCGAUGACACACGGCUCCAACUACUACUAACUAUCACAUGGAAUUCUGAAAGAGACUUGGGAAGUUUCGAUUCAUGGUGAGUCACCACAGUACUCGUGGUCACCAGCGCCGGGAGAGAGACGCCAGUCACGCCACCCUCCCAGCACUGUGCUGUGUAUGAUUGCCGCGAUGCAGGCAGGCUAUUCGUCCAAGGAAUAGGAUCGUAGUAGGAACACUUUAGAGAACAGGUGGUCGGUAAAACGUUAACGUUUAGACGGUAUGAAGAGACGAUGAAGAUUAUUGCUGUCUGCUUGUUUGGAAUACAAUCUUUUUGACACCAAAGGAAAUUCAUAAUUGGAACAUCUACAAAGUAGUAAGGAAUACACCUCAACGGAAGUACAUCGGGAUUCGGGAACUAAUAUGAAAGUGACAGUGUGUUUUGGGAGGACCAGGGUGGUGGUUCCUUGUGGCAAUGGAACUAUUAAAGUCCACAGUCUUAUCGAGCAAGCCGCCAUGAGAUAUAAAAAGGCUAUUGCGAAGGAUUCUGGCUACUGGCUACAGGUGCACAGGUUGGAGCAUGGGGACGGAGGCAUACUGGAUCUGGACGACACGCUGUGUGAUGUGGCCGAUGACAAAGACAGGCUGGUGGCAGUGUAUGAGGAGCAGGACCCUCACCAUGGAGGCGAUGGCACCAGUGCCAGCUCAACGGGCACACAGAGCCCUGACCCCUUCACUGCCGUCACAGAGCUCAACUCCAGCAACAUGUCCGCCUUCCAGCCCUACCAGACCAGCAGCGAGAUAGAGGUUACCCCCUCCGCCCUGCGCAGCAACAUGCCUCUCCAUGUUCGGCGCAGUAGCGACCCCUCUCUGGCAGGCCUUCCCCUGGGUGACCCACAUACAGCACCGGAGGAACCAUCCCGUAAGAACCCCACACGAUGGUCCACCACGGCAGGCUUUCGCAAGCACAACCACCACCACAGCCACAGCCAAAACACUGGGACCAACAGCCUGGAGCGCAAGGGUAAGGAUGGAGAUGCGUACCGGAGUCUCCCUCGUGAUUCAGCAGCUUGGGCCACCCAGUUCCAGAGAGAGACUGCCCGCUCCUCACUCAGCGCCAACCACCCCAUGGUGGACCGCUGGCUGGACAGACAGGAUCAGGAGGAGGAGGAGGAAGAGGAGAGGGUGAAGGAGGAAGAGAGGAACGGGAGAAUAGAGCCGGUGGGGAGAGCAGACUCCUGUGUGGAACACUCCCCAACAUUAUCUCUGAAUGACAUGCUAAAGCUGGUAGAGGUGUCCAAUGUCGGCGGGCCUCUGGGGAUCCACGUUGUGCCUUUCAGUGCCACGGACAGAAGGACCCUUGGGUUGUUAGUGAAGCGUCUGGAGCGCGGGGGCAAGGCGGAGCAGGAAGGUCUGUUCCAGGAGAACGACUGUGUCGUCAAGAUUAAUAACGGGGAUCUGAGGAACAUCCGAUUUGAACAAGCCCAGAACAUGUUCAGGCAGGCCAUGCGUUCUCCUGUCAUUCUGUUCCAUGUGGUCCCAGCCUCCAUGAAGAGCCAGUAUGAGCAGCUCCCCCAGGAGGAGCUUAGCCCCCCAUGUCCGAGGGGGGAGAGGGGUAACCGGGGAAGCUUCACCUCCAGCCAGGCCUCGGACCCCCAGGCCCCGCAGCCCGGGGAAAGGGGUAGUCUGGUGGUCCACGGGGGGGUGGGGUUGGACCACAACCCACAGAGGAUGUCCUCCAGGUCAAGACCACACCCCAUUCCCAUCCCCAACAUCAAACACCAGAACCAUGGUCCUCUACCACAGCGUGUACCAGACCAGCGCUUCUCCACCUCGCUACCUCACAGCGGAAGCAACAACGUCUCCUCGGCCCCCUCUCCAUCCCUGCAGAGGAAAGUCAGUGCCAACCCUACUGCAGGCUACUUCAAGAAAACAGGCCGGAGACUUAACAUCCAGCUGAAGAAAGGUCCUGAGGGUCUUGGAUUCAGCAUCACAUCACGUGACGUCCCCAUAGGAGGCUCCGCCCCCAUCUAUGUCAAGAACAUCCUGGCUCGGGGUGCUGCUAUCCAAGAUGGCCGCCUGAAGGCUGGCGACCAGCUGCAAGAGGUGAAUGGGGUAGACCUGAAUGGGAGGAGUCAGGAGGAGGUGGUAGCUCUACUCAGGGUCACCCCCAUGGGAGGAACAGUCAGUCUGCUAGUCCUACGCCAAGAGGACUCCUAUCUACCUAGAGAAGUGAAGUCAGAAGAAGAGGACCUGGUGUUGACCCCAGAUGGUACCAGGGAGUUCCUGACCUUUGAGAUCCCUCUGAGUGACUCGGGGUCGGCAGGUCUGGGGGUCAGCGUCAAGGGCAACCGCUCCAAGGAGAACCACGCCGACCUGGGCAUCUUUGUCAAGUCCAUCAUCAACGGAGGAGCCGCCUGCAAGGAUGGCCGACUGAGAGUCAACGACCAGCUGAUUGCCGUCAAUGGCGAGUCGUUGCUAGGGACGCCCAACCAGGAUGCCAUGGAAAUGCUUCGCCUGUCCAUGUCGACGGAGGGCAACAAACGAGGGAUGAUCCAACUCAUCGUUGCCAGGAGGGUUGCCAAGAGCAACGAGGAGGUUCCAGGAAGCUCAUGGGAGGAGGAGCAGCCUCUGACAGACCCUCUGGACGACCAUGAGCGCCACAUCUCCCACUCCAUGUUCGGGACCAUAGAGUGCAUGGACGACCAGCCCUCCAUGCCGCCACGCAAUGUCAUGAUGGGACCGCGCAUGAUGGGUAACUACCAGCUGUCUCCGACUGUGAACAUGCCCCAGGACGACACCGUCAUGAUCGAAGAUGAUAGGCCACCUGUGGUCCCCGCCCACAUGUCUGACCAAUCGUCCUCCAGCUCCCACGAUGACGUGGGCUUUGCUGCAGAUAACCCAGUGACUUGGGCCCAGGACGUGCCAAACCAAAAUGAGUGCUCCCUCAGUCCGGACACAGAAGACCCAGAAGACUCCUUUCAGAGGGAGGGGUUUGGACGCCAGAGCAUGUCAGAGAAACGCACCAAACAGUUUGGCGACAAUGCCAAUCAGCUUGAGAUCAUCAAGACGCGCAAGUCCAAGAGCAUGGACCUAGUAUCAGACGAGUUUAACCCCCACCUCACCCCCAGCACAGAAAACAUGGAAGGCUCUUCGACAGGUGAAACAAUUGGUCCCUCUCUGGGCCUGAAGAAGUCCAGCUCCCUGGAGAGCCUCCAGACUGCCGUUGCCGAGGUUACACUCAACGGGGAAAUUAACCUCCACAGGCCACGCCCACGAAUCAUCAGGGGGCGGGGCUGCAACGAGAGCUUCCGGGCAGCCAUCGACAAAUCAUACGACAGGCCAGGAGUAAUCGUUACUGCUAUGGAUGAGUGUGACCUGAAGGGAAUGGAGACAUUGGAGGAGGACACUGAGGGGAGUUCUCGGUCAGGCCGGGACUCCAUAUCUACGGCCACCGACCUGACCCUGCCACCCGGAAACUCUGUCACCAUGGAGAGGCAGGUGAAUGGCAACGGUGAUAAAAAGAGGGUGAAGAGCGUGAGGGACAAGAAGAAGCCUGAGAGAGAUAAAGAAAAGGAGAAAGAAAAAGAGAAAGAAAAAAACAAAGCCAAGAAAGGGUUGCUCCUGAAGGGCCUGGGAGAUAUGUUCAGGUUUGGGAAGCACCGCAAUGGAGACAAGAUGGAGCGUAAGGGGUCGAGUAAAUCUAAGAUGGAGGACACACAGGCGUCUGAGGAGGAGAUGCUACGGAUGAAACUGGAGCAGGAGAGGAUCCAGGCGAAGACGAGGGAGUUCCGUGAACGUCAAGCGUCGGUGGCGAGGGAGAGGGAGUACGCUGAGAUCCUGGACAUCAACCCCAACCUGAACUGCACCUUCAGUUCCAACGAGGAUGAGGAGCACCCCUACGCAGGCAUCGGCUCCCUGGACGGGUCAUCCGAAGACAGCAGACAGGAGCCCCACCAAGGGCCCCAGCCCCCCCAGGACAGCGGUCCAGACCAGCCCGACCUUGAAGCCCUCUAUGCCCAGGUCAACAAGCCUCGCAACGGACACCCUCCCUCAGCUGACAGCAACCGACUGGCGCCUAGUAACCAUGACCGGAUACGGCGUCUGAGGGUUGAGUUCCAGCAGGCCAGAGGAGAGGAGGACCCUGAUGACCGACGGCGCACAUACAGCUUCGAGCAGCCCUGGGCUAACUCGGGGACCCAUACCCUGACCGGACACCAAUCUGUGUCUGUGGAGUCACAGGUGCAGAGACCGAGACAAGACAAGAGACGAGACUCAUUUACACAGGCCCAAAGACAGUAUAGUUCCCUGCCACGGCAACCUCGUAAGACCCCCAGCACAGUGUCCCAGGAGUCGUGUGACAAAGCCUUCCCGCCGGGCGAGGUCUUCCAGACGGCCAAGGAGAACCCCCGCUACUCCAGCUACCAGGGCUCCAGGAAUGGCUACCUGCACAGUGGGGCCAGUGGCUUCAACGCCCGCGUCCUGCUGGAGACCCAGGAGCUGCUGAGGCAGGAGCAGAGACGCAGGGAGCAGUCUGAGGCCAAGAUGAGGCUACCGCCGCCACAGGAGGGGGUCCCUGUCACCAACACCAGCUACGAUGACAUUCCCCCAGCCCCGACUCCAACCCUUCCCCCGGAUCCAGUCCUGACCCAGGCCCCGAUCCCUGUCACAGCCACACCCAAGGGCCCGUACCGCCAGGAUGUGCCCCCCUCUCCAUCUCAGCUGGCCAGGCUCAACAGGCUGCAGGGCUCAGAGAAAGGACGUCCAUUUUACUCCUGAGGGGCAAAGGAGGGAUAAGAGGAACUGGAGGAUGGAGGAGGGGUUGAUGAUUAUCAGCAGCAAUAAUAUAAGAGAGUCUGGAUCUUUUUAAAGUCCACUAGAUAUCUUUGAAUGGCUUCAACACAGAGGUUUAAUUAAUUGUAUUUCUAUGUUGGUGUUUUUAUAACAAACUUUACAGUCAGGAUUCUAUUCACCCCAAUCACCAGUUGUCUGCUCUGUGUCUGCCAUCGUGAUCUUCCCACUUUAAGUGCCUUGUGGGAAGACUGUCCUGCCUUAAAGGUCCAAUGUAGCCGUUUUUAUCUCAAUAUCAAAUAAUUUAUGGGUAACAAUAAAGUACCUUAUUGUGAUUGUUUUCAAUUAAAAUGGUCAAAAAGAAACUAAAAUAACUUCUUAGUAAAGAGCAAUUUCUCAAACAAGAAUUUUGAUAGGGAGUGGUCUGAGUGGGGAGAGGAAAACAGAAAACUAGCUGUUAUCGGCAGAGGGGUUUGGAACUCUUUCUUAUUGGUCUAUUAACUAAUUGACCGCCUGGCGAUGUCACCGGGCAGGUCAAAACUCCAUCCCACCAAAGCAGGGUGAAAUUUCAGGCGGUCUUUUCAAACAGUUAUUACACUAAAAGGACAUUAUCAUAAUUUUCACAAUUUCACAGCAUUAUUCCAAAAUAGUGUGUGAGCUUGUGUGGUUUACCACUUCGCUGUGUGAGCUUGUAUGGCCUACCAAAUCACGUUUUUGGCUGCACUGGGUCUUUAAGAGUCUAGUCCUCACCCUUCCUGUGGCUUGUGUAUUUGGACACCUUCAUCGUCCUGCAUUGUAUCUACAAAACAUUCUGUCAAUCAGCACCCCACAGUAUUUUCACCCACGUAACACCCAUGAGCAACUUCUGACGCAAGUGUAUACUCUCAAGUAUUUGUGUAUGACCUAGAUUGUGUUUGGGUGUGUUUCUGUAGGGUUCUAUAUGCUGCUGUCAGCAUGUGUUGACAUAAAGAGCACUGGGUUAACCAGCAUGUCCGAUCUCUGGGGUAAGACAACCCUACAGUUCCCAGCUACACUACAGAGAACAUUUCCCCCGGGACUAUGACACCCUUCUUAUUUAAACUCAGCCUCGCAUGCUCUCUCUCUCUCUCUAGCAUUUUAUCCUCUACCCUUGUUUUUUGUUCUCCUUUCUUUUGUAGUUCUCCUCCUCUCCUCCUCAACCAGAGGUAGAGCUUUAGAUCUUAUUUCACUGUGGGGUUUCAGGCUGGGUUUCUGUAUAUGCACUUUUUGACAUCUGCUGAUGUAAAAAGGGCUUUAUAAAUACAUUUGAUUUGACUUGAUUUGAACUCCUUUCAUCUGGGGGAUUCAUCAGUAUAAACGAGGUCAGGGUUGGGUUAUUAAUUAAUGUAGCUCAUGAAACAUGUAUCUGUGUUGUGUCUGGGCGGCGCUAGUGAGGGGGUGGUGGAUGGGUUAGAGGUAGAGUGGGAGGGUUAGGCUGGGUCUGCCAUGGUGUUUCUGCCUGACCGUUUGGCCGUUUCCUCUGCUGAGUCACUGUAACUAAAGCCAGUCUGUAACCAGUCUGUCCUGACCCAUCCGACUGACUGCUGCUCCACAUUUUUCAUUAAGGUGGUUACCGGGAAACCACAUACUGUUCACUACAACGUUCCUGAACAGCGUCACAUACAGCCUCACAGCAUGACUGUCUGUCUUUUUCGAGGCCCAGCUAAAAAAACUAUCUCUGUUUCAUUUCAUUUCAUUCUACUACCUUUUAUAAGUAAUCAAUACUGUCGUAAUUCAUGUUUUAACUACCAUUGCCAUAUUUUUUUCUCAUCUGUGUGUGGGUGAGAAUGUGUGUGUGUGUGUGGGUGGGUGGGUUUGUGGGUGUGUGCGUAUGGGUGUACUGUUAACAGUGCCUGUAAUGUGAUGCCUCCCAUGUCUUUGAAUAUACCUUGGCAGAGGUUGAAACAAUGGGUGUCAAUGAAACGGCAAUAGGAGAGGAGUGAAGCGAAUAAGACAAGUGGGAGGUGGGAAUGAGGCAGUCUGUAAGGGUAGAUUGACCCGACUGGUGAUGUGUUCUAUUGCUUUCUCAGAAGUAUUCCACUGAGCCGCUGGAACAGACCAGGGCUGGAGAAAAGGCACAUUUGACAUUUCCAUCCUUCCAUAUUCACGCUCUCUCUUUCCCAAUUUUUUAUCGCUUCCUCUCUUGCUUUCUCUCUCUUUCGCUCGUCGCCCCUCUCUCUCUCUCUGACUGUUUGCCUCUUUUCCUCCCUUUCGCACUCUCUCACCAUAGUUUUAUAUGCUUCUCAAUAAGUGAUAUCGCCCUCCGUUCCAAACAUAUUGCUACCGUAUUAUUCCUUUCUCUGCUUUUUACUGUGGUUCUAAGUCUUUUCUGGGUUGUAAGGAGGAGGAGUCGGGGGAAGGGGGAGAAUAUUCUAACCAAACAGCUGGUUCUGGUGCUUGAUGUUUCCACAGUGUUCCACACGUUAGACGUGGAGGUGGAUCAAGUGCCUGCCAUAUCCAACAAGUCAUUUUUUUUGUAUAGCAAAUAUUACGUCAUGCACAUUUUCAUUCAUUUUUUUAUUUUAUAAGUUUAAGACCUUUGUUUGUGUCGUCUGUCUUAUUGACACACUGAUUGCAUUGUUUUGCCUGCCACAAAGCUAAUGAUUUAAUCAUGAGAGAAAAAUAGUAAUCCUACACGAUGUAUUUUUAUGACUGUUCCUUGUCAUCUUUUAUAAAUGGUAAUUAGGUACUAUCUAGGGUGUUUUCCCAAUGACUUAUGUAAUAAGAACAGUGUGAUUGGUUUAUAAGAAUUGUACCUGGUGUAUUAAAAACUCUAUACAGCCUCUGUCUCUGUACUGUACAUAUCACAUUUGACUAAAUAAAUAAAUAUGGAAGGCUGCUUCCUUCCUGGUUACAACUAA
This is a messenger RNA of Salvelinus namaycush (lake trout), 7818 nucleotides long. RefSeq names its product partitioning defective 3 homolog. Gene Ontology annotation, cellular component: cell cortex; apical plasma membrane; adherens junction. Gene Ontology annotation, biological process: cell adhesion; establishment of centrosome localization; microtubule cytoskeleton organization. NCBI's taxonomy places the organism in Eukaryota, Metazoa, Chordata, Actinopteri, Salmoniformes, Salmonidae. The transcript is spliced from 24 exons. The record is from RefSeq and is a predicted model, not a curated record. Gene Ontology annotation, molecular function: phosphatidylinositol binding; protein binding. The coding region runs from base 572 to 4927 and encodes 1451 amino acids.